Closterium sp. Naga37s-1 is the source of this 303-nucleotide messenger RNA. The record is from the annotation of a GenBank genome assembly. NCBI's taxonomy places the organism in Eukaryota, Viridiplantae, Streptophyta, Zygnematophyceae, Desmidiales, Closteriaceae.
AUGAGGAGCACGACACUUCUUCAUGUGCUCUGGGCUUUCGCUUUUCUGAGCUGUGCAGCUUCGACAUUGUUAGAAGGGAGAGAUGACCUAACUCUCGCCAUUCUGAAGCCCGACAUUAUGGGGAGUAACUUCUGGACGGGCUUGUCCAAUGACAUCCGAGCAGCCGGAUUCCAGGUCGUGCAUGAGAAGCACUUCUUCUUUGACGAGCCUUUAGCAGAGACAUUUUAUGCAGAGCACAAGGGAAAGAAGUUCUAUCAGGGUCUGAUCAACUUCAUGCUAAGACUGGAAGCCACCUCCAAGUAA